This is a messenger RNA of Penaeus chinensis, 2304 nucleotides long. RefSeq lists its product as uncharacterized. Bases 75 to 1040 code for a protein of 321 amino acids. NCBI's taxonomy places the organism in Eukaryota, Metazoa, Arthropoda, Malacostraca, Decapoda, Penaeidae. The record is from RefSeq and is a predicted model, not a curated record. The transcript is spliced from 5 exons. Gene Ontology annotation, biological process: neuropeptide signaling pathway.
CCACACGCGCUCUCUCUCCACCCGCAGUUACCACGUCCUUCGUCUUACACCACCGACCCCCACGAACCAACACCAUGUUCUUCGCAGUCUGGGCUCUCCUCGCGGUCAUCACCUGCAGCCACUAUGCCAGGUCCUCUCCAGUGCCCCCAGUAGUAGGAGCCCUUGAGCCGUCUUCGCAGGACUUCGCCCAAGGCCAAGACGAUGUCUUCGCCUCCCCAGACAAACGCCUCCUCAAGUACUUCCUCCCAGAGAGCCAGGCUUUGGGAUCUGAAGAAUUCGCCCCUAUGAUGGCCACCCAGGAGGACACCAAGAGAGGAUACUCGAACAAGAACUACCUUAGGUUCGGUCGUGGUGAUGAGAAGCGUGGCGACCGGAACUUCCUCAGAUUCGGCCGCGGAGACGCAGCCAUGGACAAGCGCAACCGCAACUUCCUCCGCUUCGGACGCGGCCCCAACCGCAACUUCAUCAGGUUCGGACGCUCCGAGACUGCCCCCAUGGAGUUCGGCCUCGGACUCCCCGAAGAGGAACUGCCCGUCAUCAUCGACCAGGGAGACAUCGACGAAAUGUUCGAAGCCUACAAGGAGGAGAAGAAGAACGCCCGCAACAGCAUCCGCCACCGCCGCUCCGUCGACCGCCAGCUCUCCUCCUUCUGCGACAACUGCGAAGACAGCCAGAAGCCCCAGCAGACCACCACCGCUCAGCCCGCCGUUGUUGCCGCCGUCAGCAGACCCAAGCGCAGCGAAGCCGAGGCCAAGGACGCGCUCAGCCUCCAGCGCAGCAAGAGAUACGUCGUGCCCAACUACUACGGCUACUCCAGCUACUCCAUGAACCACUCCCCCGCGGCCUGGGCCAAGAUGAUACCCGCCGAAGACAUGGAGCUCGAUGAGGAGCCCCAGGUCCUGGCCAAGCGCGCCUUCAACGUCCUCUCCGGCCCCAGCGAGUUCGUCGGCUCCCCCAGCAUCCCCGAGGGCAAGAUGCUGGUGAAGCAGUACCCCCGCAUCGUCAGGGCACCCGAGAGAAACUUCCUUCGAUUCGGUUGAACAAGUUGAGACAUUAACACUCCUAUAUGGCAACCCUUCCUUCACACCUUCGACCUGACUAUCCAUUUCUCUCACGGGAAAAUUGUCCUUGUACAACCUUAAGUAUGCUGACCUUGAUGUUAUAUAUCUUUACCUGGAUAACGGAUAACGGCUCAUCCCAGUGCUCCCCCAUUAACUUAUAUAUUGAUAUAUAUGUACAGACUUGAUGGGAGAUUGUUAUUUAAAUAUAUAGAUAUAUCGAAAAGAUCAGCGAUUUUUUGGUUUGUGUGUCAAUGUAUGUGGACAAAAUACAUUUAAUUAUUUAUUUCACAAAUCUUAAAUCGUUGAUCUGACGCAUUUAUGCAGAGGCCAAUAACAUAUUGAAUGGUAUAAUAUGCUGACAAUAUAUUUCGAGUCGUUAUCAGUCCUAUCUUUAGACGCUUUAGAUGUGUGACUGAGUAUGUAAGGAUGAGAGUAUUGUAUAUAUAUUCCGAGAGGCUCAACAGGUAAAGUUAGCGAGUACUCGAUUGUGGGGUGUUGACUGUAUCGUUUACUUAAGUCCUCCCCUCAAUUUACCUAUUGUAUCGUUUUCUAUGUUUUGUUGAGGUUUGCAUAUUCCAUACUUUUUCUUCCUUCAAGGCGCAAGUAGUGGUCUUGGAUUAUUAAUAUAUGUAAAGGCUGGAGAACUGAUUAAUAGUUCAUUUCACCCUAUCCUAUUCCUUUUUGAAUCUAAUAAAGUAUUAUACAUUCACACAUGCCUUCCAUGCUGUUAUUUAAUUACACCUCAUUACAAUACACAAUCUCACCCACGAACACGGUAGUCUCACGUGCACAGAAUCGGAGAAUAAACAAACGGCUGGCAUCUCUCCAAGUAUUAUUUUUCCUAGAACGGACAAUGUUCAUUCAACAUAUAUAUAGCAUUAAGAAUAACAGACAACACCGAGGAGGAAUCGAGUGCCCGCCAACUCCCUGUGCUUGUUGCCUACUCCCUGUGCUUGCGGCUAAGUCAUCUGUUAUGCAGAAGAAUUGGUAGCUUGAACCAUUCCAGAAUAUGACAGACCCACUGGAGGACCACUGGCAUCAAACCACUAUUGAUGAGAGUCUCUACGAUUCUAUGGUAUACAUGUAAAUGGAAAAAGACGAGAGCUAUGAAUCCAGACAUUUGCCACUUACGGUGUGUGAUAAUGUUUUAUCAUCCGGAGACCAAGGCGAGUGAACAUUUAACAUCAUAAUCAAUAUUUGAACUAAAAUUGGAGUUUCUUGAAAUAAAUUAUUCAUUUCUCAA